Molecule: messenger RNA, 684 nt
Organism: Haemorhous mexicanus (house finch)
Lineage: Eukaryota; Metazoa; Chordata; Aves; Passeriformes; Fringillidae
Gene: POMC
Product: proopiomelanocortin
Exons: 2
Cellular component (GO): extracellular region
Molecular function (GO): hormone activity
Source: RefSeq, a predicted model, not a curated record
AUUUGGGGCCGGGAUGGGGUCGGGAACCGCGGCGGCGUUUUGGGGUUUCUCCUCUGGAAUUGCGCCGGAGCUUCGGGGCCCUGCUGGGAAAAUCCCCCGUGCCGGGAGCCGGGCAGCGACCCCGGCACCGUGGCGUGCUCGGGGUCGUGCCGGGCGCGGAUUUCCCUGGAAUCUCCCCUUUUUCCCGGGAAUCCGGGGCAAUUCCAGCCGCUCUCCGAGAGCCUCCGGCGCUAUGUCAUGAGCCACUUCCGCUGGAACCAGUUCGGCCGCAGGAACGGCAGCGAGCCCGGAAAACGGGAACGGGAGGAGGAAGAGGAGGAGGAGGAGGAGCAGGAAAAAAAAUUCGGGAACGAUCCCGGAAUUCCCGGUUUUUCCCGGCGCUCGUAUUCCAUGGAGCACUUCCGGUGGGGGAAACCCGUGGGGCGCAAGAGGAGGCCGGUCAAGGUUUAUCCCAACGGAGCCGAGGAGGAGUCGGAGGAGAAUUCCCGCUUGGAAUUCCGGAGGGAGGAACCCUCCCAGGAGGAUGAGGAGGAAGAGGAGGAGGAGGAAUUCCCGAAAUUCCCGUGGAAUUCCCGGAAGGAGAAGCGCUACGGGGGAUUCAUGAGCUCGGAGCGGGUGCGGACGCCGCUGGUGACGCUCUUCAGGAACGCCAUCGGGAGGAGUUUCUCCAAGGAUGGGCAGUGA